Molecule: messenger RNA, 1283 nt
Organism: Trichobilharzia szidati
Lineage: Eukaryota; Metazoa; Platyhelminthes; Trematoda; Strigeidida; Schistosomatidae
Source: the annotation of a GenBank genome assembly
AUUCUUAUUAUGCCAUUACUUAUAUCAAUUUCACGUAUCACAGAGAAUGAAUCCGCUCAGAAUAGUGGGAUAGUCGAGAUGACUGGAGGCAAUGCAAAACAGUUACAGUCACAACAAUCAGCAUCAUCAGAUGUGACCAAAGUACAAUUGACAUUUAUUGGUAAUUUCUUAUCACGACUUAUUGUUGAAACCAAGAGAGCAUUUAAUCGUCUUAUUGAACGAUUAAUUAUGACAUUUAAAAUGAGUAAACCAAGUCGUAAAGCUCGAUGUGGUAUUCUCACUAUCGUGAGAACGUAUAUUGAAUUUGCAGAAUGUUCUAUCACCGUGUUUGCAACAAGUUCACGUCUAGUUGACUUAGAACGUGCUCAUGGUGAGCUAGUCCGCUCUUUGAUGACAGAAAUUGAUCGAGUGGCAUCAGAAAGUUUUAAAACACCCGGUGAAGUAGUUCAACUAGAAAAUUAUCAUCGAUUAUGUGAUAUUCUCCGCCGACUAAAAAUGUCCGGUUUAGACGAAUAUCGUCAAGAUGCAAAAAAUCGAUACACACUGGCGCUACAAGAAUAUACUAAAAAUUGUAUGGGUCGUCCUUUAGAAAAAUUAGCUAGUUUCUUUGAAAAUGUACAAAGCGCUUUAGAGGCCGGCGUACGACCAGAAGUUGUCAGUUAUCAAUUUGCCUUUAGUAAACAAGAAUUACGUAAAGUGAUUAAAGAAUAUCCUGGGAAAGAAGUUAAACGUGGUUUAGAGAGUUUAUGUAAAAAAGUUGAAAAACAUUUAUCCGAUGAAGAGAAUUUAUUCCCUGUUGUAUGGCGUUCAAUACAAACAGAAUUUAUGACUCAAUGUUUACGCUUUAGUAAUUUAAUUCAACAAUGUUAUCCAGAUUCAGGAAUAUGCUUAGAAUUUACAGUGAAUGAUUUACAAAAUUAUUUUGCUGAAAUUGCCCGUUCACGUUAAUCCCAGUAACAGUGUGGGUUCGAGUCCCUCAGUGUGUGUGUGUGAACAGUAUACCCGACACUGACGGUGAUUGAUUGAUUCCAACAGAUUGAGUUGCACAAAAUACAUUAAUUACGUCAUCUUUUUUCUUAUACAAUUCUUCAAAUGUGUGUCUAUACGAACGCUUACAUGGACUACUUACAGGCUGAAGAGUGUACUCAUGCCUAAAGCAGAGAUGCAUACUUUAGCCUCAUGGCUUAUCGAUUAUGCGCGUAUGAUUGCUAACUUCUAUGCCAAUUUCAUGAUGGUGAUAAUGACUUCAGUUAUUCGUUUUGUCUUCUUUUUUUUAAUUUCUG